AUGAGCACUUCAAAUAUGAAGGGAAUUGAAAUUAUAUAUCCCUCUGUAAAAAGGCUCUCGAUAGUAACGGCUAGGUUACGAGCUCUCUGCUCUACUGUGACACUCUUUCCAACACGACACCAGUCAAGCAAGACUCGGAAAUCACUCACUGGUACUGGUGCAAGCAGACUUCUGAUGCGGUGGCAGGACGGGGUGAGGCGGCUGAAUCGAAAUGCCAAUGGAUUUGCAAACGAUGCAUCAUACACUGGCAUCCUCUUUCAAACCCAAGCCACGCUUCUCACACUCGAAAAGGGAAUUCGUGACAAAAUCGAGUGGGUGACGGCCUUGCUUUGUGCAACUUGUUCUCCGCCUCUUCCUCGUUUCGUCGUUCGCAAGGAAGAAAAGAACAUGUUUAGUACGAUCAACUCGCUCGUGCGCCUCACCUUGGGCCUGUCGAUUCUUUCGGCGCAGAACACGAUCCAUCUGUUGAAGAAUCUCUACUGGACUCUCUACACCCAGAUUUGGGACACCAACUUGCACAUUGCAAACAUAUUUGCACCGGAGCUCAACCCGAACCGUGUUAUCCCACAGGGCAAGCCCGGAGCCAAUGGCGACUGGUCUCGCUUCACCUAUUUGCCACCCACCGAAAACGACUCGCGCUCACCCUGCCCGGCCCUCAAUGCCUUGUGCAACGUUGGUAUCUUGCCACGUGACGGACGAAAUAUCAAAUUUACAGAUUUCGCCAAGAUCUUGAACGAAACUUACAACCUCAGUCCCAGCCUGUGCAUGAGCAUUCUGAUGAGCAUUGCAAGGUUGUUUGGAAAGGAUGGUGUUUAUCUGACCCACGUUUCUAUGCUACAGUACUUUACCGACAGCGUCGACCUGGAAUUGUUCAACACUCACAAUGUCAUUGAACACGAUGCCUCGUUGAUCCGUCAUGACGCAAUCAUCCAACCGGACCAGGGACGCCCGGCCGUCGACCUCGUCAACAUGUUGCUGAGAUUCGCCACUGGUGCCGCAGUUGUCAACAAGCAGCGUGUUAGGAUCCUUACUCCUGCCGACAUUGCUGCCUUUACUCGUCAACGCCGUGCUGACUGCAAGGCCCACAACCCCCAAUACACCCUCAAGUUCAUCCACAAAUUCUUCUCGGCUAACAAUAGUGCCAUCAUGUACGAUACCUUUGGUGGACGCGUCGAUGACCUCAAGAUAUGGCUACACGCUGCUCGCGUUGAACUGGAGGACCCUUCAAGUGAGUACUACUACGAUUUGCGACGCAGGAAUGGAAAGCUGAUGAACUCUUAUCGUCUAGAUUGCGCUUUGGGCUGA
Messenger RNA from Acaulospora colombiana, 1305 nucleotides. NCBI's taxonomy places the organism in Eukaryota, Fungi, Glomeromycota, Glomeromycetes, Diversisporales, Acaulosporaceae. The record is from the annotation of a GenBank genome assembly.